GAAUCCACUUGGAUGAAAAUGCGUCCGACAAUGAGUUCGGAUGAAUCCAUAAGUACGGAUCGAUCCGCGCAUGUCGCUCGGUACACGGAUCAUCCAUCACGGCGUCCUAAGGAACAAAUAUCUGCCUCGAAAAAUGCACAAACGGAAUACGAAACGCAUUUAUCGCAAAAUGCUGCGUAUUUCUCAACAUAUGAAUCUGGUACGACAGCGUUGGAUCAGCAUAGUACGUAUCGCGAACGGCGCGCCAACAAUACAGAGAAUCAGCGACACGUGACGAAAAACAUCGAGAAAACGGAUCAAAAACAUAAAGGUGUUGAUACGCGCAAUAUCGAUUUGUCACGCAGACGUCGGUCGGGCUCCUGCGCCAGGCUGCGUCUAUGGUGCGUGACAUUUUGCCGUGCGAAGAAAAGAUGUUCCGAGCGCGUUUUGAAAAGGCCGGCAAGACGAUUUCUCGAGCGAAUAAAGGUGCGAGGUAAAGAAUGCCCGGAGAAGCCCGACGAAGCGAUCGCCGGUGUGUCAACCAUGCCGCAUCGAGAUGCCCCGCAUCGAGAUGCCCCGAAGAAAGCCAGAAGAAGUCGUAAACGAGACGAAGCGGUGGAAGUCGCCGAUAAGGACGCCGCCGAGGAUAUCAGAAGGGAGGAAAGAAGAGAGAGGAAAAAAAGGGAGAAGGAGGAGAGGAAGAGGAUGGAGGCGAUGAAGGAGGAGGAGGAGGAGGAGAAAUGGGAAAAGAGGGAGAGGCGUAAGCGCGAGGAGCGUGUUACUGUAUAUCCUGUGGACACGGAUCUGGUGACGCGCGAUGACGUCGUCGUCGAGGAUCAUCGGGCGCCCGGGCAACCGCCACCGCCGUUCACGGACUUCACGAAGAGCUGCUGUUACUUGUGCGCCCAGAACACACUGGCGAUCGCGGCCGCCGCCGCCAAGCCGGAGCAGUCUGACAAGUGCGUCCAAGUUUCGGCUCAUAAAUUUCGUGCGGAGAUGUUCCCGACGCUCGAUAAGAGCUGCAGCCCGAUACUGCUGGUGCGCAUCGUGCAGCCGUCCGUCAAAGUGAGGACACGGGAGACCGGCACGCCCUGUCCCGGCACGAGCGCGGUGCCGCGGACGAAAAAGCGCAAGAAGUUCACUAUGUUUCCCAGGUUGACGCGGACGAAGUGCCCGGCGGGACGGCAUGCCGCCUGCGAGACUGAUAAGUCGACCGCCAGGCGCGACGAUAAUGCGGAAAAACGCGAGCCGAGGAACGAGAAGUGCUGCAGGGAGAAGAACGCUUGACACGUCACGAAUUUUACGAAACUUACCCCCGGGCUAAUU
Molecule: messenger RNA, 1305 nt
Organism: Pogonomyrmex barbatus (red harvester ant)
Lineage: Eukaryota; Metazoa; Arthropoda; Insecta; Hymenoptera; Formicidae
Source: RefSeq, a predicted model, not a curated record